Messenger RNA from Penicillium macrosclerotiorum, 270 nucleotides. RefSeq lists its product as uncharacterized. The coding region runs from base 1 to 270 and encodes 89 amino acids. The transcript has a single exon. The record is from RefSeq and is a predicted model, not a curated record. Lineage: Eukaryota; Fungi; Ascomycota; Eurotiomycetes; Eurotiales; Aspergillaceae.
AUGAAAUGGCACGGACACGUUCUGGACCUGGGUUCAACCAAAUGGCGUUUCCUAUGGUCACGGGAGCUCAAUCCAGCACCCAAUACUAUCAAGAUCUCCCGGUCCAAGCUGGAGCUGCCCAAUAUUUGGCUUCACAACAUCAAAAUCAAGACCUCGGCUUGGACGGAUCAUUGGGGCACCCCGGGGUCAGGUAUCAGUACCCGACUGCUCGACCAGAUGGUCAUUCCAGUCAUUGGGUCAAUCCUAAUCCCCCUCAAGGCUCUCGUAUAG